AUGGAGGUACUUACAAAUUCAACUGAAGAUCUUGAUAUCUCAUCUACGGAUGAUGAAACAUUCUACUGCGAAAUUUGCUCCGAGACUGGGGAAGAAUUUAUAGUGCAUGGAUAUUGUACAAACUGCAAUGAAUAUAUGUGUAAAAAUUGCUUCGACUACCACCGAAAACCAAAGCCUACUCGUAACCAUAUCUUAUUGCUUAGGAAUGCGAUGCCAAAGCCGACCGAAAGGCCGACAUCAUCCGUUUCACCGGACGUGUGUAAUGAGCUAUGCAAGAAACAUCCUGCGGAGAUUGCUGCUUUCUACUGUGUGACACAUGACGAUUUCUUUUGCAAUUCAUGUGCCGCGACUACACAUAAAACAUGCGAGUUUUUGUACAUACCGGAUGCGGCCAAAGAUUUCGCUGAAAGUGCCGAGUUAGAAAAAACAUUCAGUGACUUAAAUGAAAUAUCAAAAGUUUGCGAGGAAAACGUUGAUCGCUCUGAAAAAAAUUCAGCGAAAAGCGAUAACAUGCUCGCCGUAGCUAAGAAGAACGUAGAAACAUAUAUAGAAAAUGUGCAGCAAAUAUUGUCAGAGAAAGCUGAAAAGGCUUUCGCAAAAAUGGAUGAAAUUAAUAAUGACAACAAGGACAACAUGUCUAAUGUGUCGGAUACAUGCAAGACAACAAAAUCAAAAUCUGAAGAGCUGAAGCAAAGUCUGCAGAAACUUCUUGAUAAAAAACAGUUUUGCCAGUUAUAUACAGCAUCAAAGAAAGCUACAAAUGCGAUACGAGAGCUAGAAGUAACUGUAACAAAUGCAGGAAACGAGAACAAAAUACAACACUACAAAUGCCAGUGUGACAAGCGACUAUUCCAAAUAGCAACAAAUUCAAGCAUUUUCAUUUGCAUUGAUCCAAACGACAAGAAAAGACUUUUCCCACUGUACCAAUCGGUUAUAGUUUCGGAAGGUUCUAAAGUGGACAGUGAUGUGCCAGUGGAACAAGCCCCAGAUGUCCCACAGGUACAAGACGUUCCAGAGCCGAACUUCCCACCACCGGUUGUACCACCCCGAAAAUUUACGAUGAGCGAGAGUUUGGUGGAUAUACCCAUUGCUAACGUAGAAGAGGAACCGAUUUAUGAAUUCAUCGAAGAUAAAAGAAACUAA
Ruditapes philippinarum (Manila clam) is the source of this 1143-nucleotide messenger RNA. Its product is annotated as transcription intermediary factor 1-alpha-like. Gene Ontology annotation, cellular component: chromatin; nucleoplasm. NCBI's taxonomy places the organism in Eukaryota, Metazoa, Mollusca, Bivalvia, Venerida, Veneridae. The coding region runs from base 1 to 1143 and encodes 380 amino acids. Gene Ontology annotation, molecular function: ubiquitin-protein transferase activity. Gene Ontology annotation, biological process: positive regulation of DNA-templated transcription. The record is from RefSeq and is a predicted model, not a curated record. The transcript has a single exon.